Messenger RNA from Parastagonospora nodorum SN15, 594 nucleotides. RefSeq lists its product as hypothetical. Bases 1 to 594 code for a protein of 197 amino acids. NCBI's taxonomy places the organism in Eukaryota, Fungi, Ascomycota, Dothideomycetes, Pleosporales, Phaeosphaeriaceae. The record is from RefSeq and is a predicted model, not a curated record. The transcript has a single exon.
AUGUCUCUCGAAGCACCCCCGCCAGCUCGCCAUGUCUCGUCGACGCCGAUUUCCCUCACAGAUGCUUCGCGCAUGCUGGAAACCUACCUCGCGAAUUCCGAACGGCAUCCGCACCUGCACCCCGAUGCGCUCAUCACACCGACUGGCGUCACCUUCUCCUCGCACGGCGGCCCAAUGGGCAGCGUAGUCAUGCACAACCUGCGCCGCGUAGCCGCGGGUAUGCGCGGCGAGUUCCUGGAGCCUGAGAAGACGCCCGAGCCCGAAGAAGACGAGGUCAGCGCGAAGAAGUUCAGCGGGAAGAAGCGCAAGGACUUCUCCACGGUUACGGACGAUGACUGGCAGGACAAAGCCGAGUACGAGGCGGAGCAGGGCGCGAUUGAAGUCGGCGAGAUUGGCCACCGGACGAAUGUUGUGCAGGAGGGAGGCGAGGAGCCGGAGGUGCAGGUUACGGGUGGUGCGGAGGAGGGCGCGAAGAAGAGGAAGAUUGAGGAGGGGGGCAAGAUGGAUAAAGAAGCAAGAAAACUGGCGAAGAAGGAGAGGGCGAAGCAAGAGAGGAGGGAGAAGGAGAAGAAGAGACAGGCGGAGAAGGCUUAA